Saxophila tyrrhenica is the source of this 1548-nucleotide messenger RNA. It is a transcript of the gene GSH2, whose product is annotated as Glutathione synthetase. The coding region runs from base 1 to 1548 and encodes 515 amino acids. Lineage: Eukaryota; Fungi; Ascomycota; Dothideomycetes; Mycosphaerellales; Extremaceae. Gene Ontology annotation, cellular component: cytosol. The transcript has 4 exons. Gene Ontology annotation, molecular function: glutathione synthase activity; ATP binding; glutathione binding. Gene Ontology annotation, biological process: glutathione biosynthetic process. The record is from RefSeq and is a predicted model, not a curated record.
AUGGCGGCACCACAAGGCAACAUGUACCCGGAUUACCCCCCGCCCCUCGGUGGCGAGCAGGAGAAGUAUCUUCUCAACAGUCUCAAGGACUUCUCGAUCGCCCACGGUCUCGCCGUUCGUCCCACGCCAUCAUAUGUAUCUCCAGAGACAGAUCCCGCAGUGGCACUGGCGACGACCGCGCCGGUGACCUUGUUUCCAAGCCUGUUCCCUCGAGUAUGCUUCGAGCAGGCACGGUCGGUCAUUGGAGCAUACAAUGAACUUUACUCUGCCAUCGCCAGUGACGAAACCUGGCUGGGAGAGAUUAUUGGGGAACUAAUAGAGAUCGACGACUUCAUGGCCAACUUAUGGAACGUUCACAUGAAAGUGAAGAAAGAAGGCUACGCCCAAACGCUGAAUCUAGGUCUCUUUAGGUCAGACUACAUGGUGCAUGUCGAUCCCUCGGAACCCCAACCUUCAGUCAAACAAGUCGAGUUCAACACCAUUGCUUCUUCUUUCGGUGGGCUCUCCACUCAAGUGUCGAGCUUACAUAAGCACCUGCUGUCCAUUGGAGCGUAUCCGGAGAGCAUAUCAAGCAUCGUUUCACCUUCCUCAGUACCACCUAGUCCAUCGGUCCCAGAGCUUGCCAAGGGUAUGGCGAAGGCACAUGAAGCUUAUGGGAAAUCCAGCGGUGGCCUUCAGACCUGUGUCGUCUUCCUCGUUCAGGACCCGGAACGAAACGUCUUCGAUCAAAGACACAUCGAGUACGCACUUAACGAGAACCAUGGCGUGAGAACAUUCCGGUUGCCGUUCGGAAGGGUACUGCAGGACACAAGAGUGGACUCUGAUCGGAAGCUGAUCUAUACGCCACCUCACACGCCAAACAGGCAGUACGAAGUUAGUCUUAUCUACUUCCGCGCCGGCUACGCACCCUCCGAGUACAUAAGCCAGGAAGCCUGGGACGCCCGACUACAUCUCGAGCGUAGCGCAGCGAUCAAGUGCCCAAGCGUCUUACUGCAGCUGGCUGGCACGAAGAAAGUCCAGCAAGUCCUCGCCACACCACACUCCCCACAUUUGAAGCGCUUCCUCCCAAACGAAAAGCAAGCCACAGAAGUCCUCAAAACUUUCGCUCCAAUCUACCCCCUCGACACAAGCACCGCUGGCCAGGAAGCACGUCAACUCGCCACCGAUCCAGCAACAGCUGCACGCUACGUGAUGAAACCCCAACGCGAAGGUGGCGGCAACAACGUCUACCGCAAAGCCAUCCCCGAGCUGCUCAAGACGCUCCCCGAGACGCAAUGGCCGGCUUACAUCCUCAUGGAGAUGAUCGAGCCGCCGGCACAGAGCAACGUUAUCUUCAGGAACGGCGAGUCGCAGAAGGGUGGUGUGAUUUGCGAGCUUGGGAUGUAUGGGGCGUGUUUGUGGCGGCAGGGUGAAGGGGAUGGACAGCGUGAGGUGCUGGAGAACUUUGAUGCGGGAUACUUGUUGAGGACGAAGGGGGAUGAUUCUGAGGAGGGCGGGGUUGCUGCGGGAUUUGGGGCCAUUGACAGUGCGUGUCUUGUAGAUGUGUGA